Hydra vulgaris (swiftwater hydra) is the source of this 25359-nucleotide messenger RNA. RefSeq lists its product as uncharacterized. NCBI's taxonomy places the organism in Eukaryota, Metazoa, Cnidaria, Hydrozoa, Anthoathecata, Hydridae. The record is from RefSeq and is a predicted model, not a curated record.
AUAUAGCGUAUUAAAACCUAUUCAAUUGAAGUCCAAAUCAUUUUUAUGUUUAAUUUUCAUUAUACUUUUAAUUUUGCGUCACGAGACUCACAUUUUAAUAUUAGCUAAAAGAGGUAGCAAGCUAUACAAGUUUUGUACCUUGCAAAUGAAAUGGAAAAAACUUAUAUUCUUUUAAUGAUAAUAGUUCAUUAUAAAGUGUUUCCAGACUCCUGUAUCUGCACAAAGAAUAAUUCUGCAGGUUGUCCUAUUGGACAGUAUUUAAAGAACAUAGAAGGGGCUUUGAAAUGUGUCAACUGUCAACCAGGAUAUUAUUGUGCUGGUGGAACUGAAGGAGAAAAAAUAUGCCCGAGAGGUACCUACAACACGGGCGAAGCAAAUUUUGACCUAGCAUCAUGUAAGAUUUGUCCUGCUGGAGCAUAUUGUCCUACUCAAGAUCAAGCUAUUCCAUGCCCUUAUGGUACAUACACUAAUAAAACAAACAGCUCAUCUUGUUUAGCUUGCCCUCAAGGCUACAGCUGUCUAGUACCUUCUAACGAACCAGAAAUAUGUAAUAAGGGUUAUUAUAGUCCAGAAGGAGUUUCUUUCUGCUCUGAGUGUCCAGCUGGUUUUGAAUGUCAAGAAGGUGGUGUUCCUACCAUAUGCAAACCUGGUGAGUACUCCCCUAUUCGAUCUGCAAAAUGUAUCUUGUGUCCCAUUGGACAUAAAUGUGAGUUAGCUGGUAUGGAAGUACCUACAUUAUGUUCUGAUGGUUAUUUCACUAGUUCUACAGGGCAAACAUCAUGCUAUAUAUGUCAAGCAGGUUAUAGUUGCAUGCAUCGAAAUUCUUCUGAGAUAUGUCCUGCUGGAACUUACAGUAAACAAGGAGAUAGUGAAUGUUUUGCAUGCCCUUUUGGAAUGACUAGUGUUGCUGGAUCUAGCUCAUGUCAAAAAUGUACAUCUAAACAGCUUUGUGCUGCACCAUCAAGUUUCAUGAAACCAUCAGGUGAAUGCCCUUUUGGGUAUUAUUCAAGUGAAAAUGGUUCUUGUUUGUGGUGUCCAUAUGGUUCAAGAAUAAUAUUAAAUGGUUCAGGGUGUAUUCCUUGUGAUCCUGGCUUCUUUUGCCCAACAAGCUACUCAAUGUUACCUUGUACAUUAGGAAUGUAUUCUAUUGGAAAUGCUUAUUUAAAUUGCACAGUUUGUCCUCCAGGCUUUAUGUGUCAGUUUUCUAAUUCUGCUCCUGUACCUUGUUCUGGAGCUACCUAUUCAUUGGGAUUUGCUGUAUCAUGCAAUCCAUGCUUAGCCGGUUACCAAUGCCCAGGAAAUUCAGCCAUUGAACCUUGCCCAUUUAAUUUAACAAAUGGAUUUACAUACAGUACAGAUUCUAUGCUUUACUGCCUACCUUGUCCAUCUAAGUCAUCUCAUCAAGUCUGUAAAUCAAAUGAUCAACUUCCAUCUACUUGCAGUGUUGGUGAAGUUGUAGUUUCAAAUGGAACUGGUUGUGUUACUUGCUUGUCAGGUUAUAGAUGUCCAUCUCCAGCACAAGAUAUGAUUAAAUGUCCUUUAGGUAUGUGGUCAUCUCCUGGUUCAAUAGACUGUAUUCAAUGCCCAUUGGGGUUUUACUGCCCUAAUAACGAUUCAUUAGUUAUUCCAUGUCCAGAAGGAACUUAUCGUUCAACAUUUUUUCAACAAUCUUGUUUGAUGUGUCCUGGCGGUUUUUCUUGUGAAGAUCCAAGCAUUUCACCAACACCAUGCAAAUAUGGUUAUAUAAGUGAUUUAGGUUCUUCUUCUUGCAUUAUUUGUCCCGCUGGAUAUUCAUGCCCUGAUAGAACAAAUUCAUCAAAAAAUAUUUUAUGUGAAAAAGGUACAUACUCUGUUGCUGGGGAGUUAAGUUGUGUGUCAUGUUCUGAGUUUGGAGAACAUUGUUCUAAUUCUUACUCUUAUAGUUUCAUAGACUGUCCUUUGGGUUCAUACCUUUCAGGCUCAUUAUGUACAGAGUGUCCUGCUGGUUCUUAUUGCAAUAUUGGCAGCACAAGUCCAAUACCUUGCUCAGAUGGAUACUAUGCACUAAAUGGAUCAAUGCAGUGUAAUAUGUGUCCGGCUGGAUUUGAAUGUCCGAGUAAAUCUAUGUUACCAACACUAUGUCAAAAUGGAACGUAUUCAACAGGUGUUCAAACAAAAUGCACCACAUGUCCAGCUGGAAAGUACUGUCCAUCAAAAGAUCGUGCUGAAGUAUAUGAUUGUCAAAAAGGCACUUGGUCAUUACAAAACUCAUCUGCAUGUAUUCCCUGCCCAGCUGGUUUUCAAUGUCUUUCAACUCAAACAAAUUCUCAGAUUGCAUGUAGACCAGGUGAAUAUUCAUUGGGUAACUCAGAAACGUGUUUUCCCUGUAAUCCUGGUGCAUUUUGUGAGAGCACAACAUCGGUUCCUGUUAAAUGUCCUGAUGGAUAUUACUCAUUGGGAAAUGCAACAAAAUGUACUCAAUGUGAAGCAGGAUACCAGUGUUCUGACCCAACUGAGCCUAAUAUGUGUCCUGUUGGUACAUAUUCUCCGAGUGGUAAAACAGUUUGUUCCUUGUGUGAUCCAGGGUAUCUUUGUGUGGCAGGUUCUGUUAGUGCUUCACCUUUUAUUGGUACUUGUCCUGCAGGUGGUUAUUGUGAUGGUAAAACAUUUUACUUGUGUCCUGGUGGAACCUACAACAGUAAAAAUACUUCAAGAGAUUCCUCAGCAUGUGUAAAAUGCCCAGCUGGUUAUUAUUGCACUGGGCCUGGAUUAAUCUUUUAUGAUAUGUUUCCUUGUAAACCUGGAUAUUAUUGCCCAGAAGGGACACAGUAUUGGGAUGAAUAUCCUUGUCCAUCUGGUACUUAUAAUAAUAUGACAAAACAAAAUUCGAGUAAUGUGUGUAAAGAAUGUGAGUUAGGUUAUUAUUGCCCUAAAGGGACAGGUAGUUUAAUUGACAAAGAAUGCCCAUCUGGAUAUUUUUGCCCUAGAGGAACAGGCUCGGCAAAAGCUUAUGCUUGCAAUGUUGGAACGUAUUCAUCUGAACAGAAACUUGGCAAUGCAAGUCAAUGUAUUGAUUGUCCUGUGGGUCAUUAUUGUCCUGAUGGAAGCAAAGGAAAACCCACAGUUAGUCCACUUCCAUGCCCUCCUGGCACAUACAACCCAAAUAAAAAAGUUGGAAAUAAAUUAGAUUGUAUACUUUGUGAUCCGGGUAAAUCUUGUCCUAUAGCUGGAUUAAAUGAGUCUACUAAUUUAUGUAGUGUUGGUCAUUAUUGUCCAAAAGGUACAAUAGUUAGUUAUCAAUAUCCUUGUCCGCCUGGAUCUUAUUCAAAUUCUACUAACCUUAAGUCACCAGAGGAAUGUCUUCCAUGUCCACCCUCAUUUUUCUGUACUUGGGGAACUGGUUUUCCUAAUAAGCCAUGGAGACCAUGUCUUCAAGGAUAUUAUUGUCCAUCAGGAACUCCAUCACCUAAAAAGUAUCCAUGCCCUCCUGGAACAUUUACUAACAGUUCAUCUUUGUAUGAUGUUAGUCAAUGCACUGACUGUCCUGAAAAGUAUUACUGCAAUGGAGGUGAAGCCACUAUGUCAGGACUGUGUCCACCAGGUUUUUACUGUAAAAAAAGUACAAAAUUUGCAAACGAAUUUGCAUGUCCAAAUGGAACUUAUAAUUCCAAGUUUGGAAUGUCUAGUAUUGAUGACUGUAAAAUUUGUCCAUUGGGUCAUUUUUGUGAGAAAGGAACUGUUCAGCCGUAUGAAUGUCCACUUGGUACUUAUAUGCCAAAUGGUUAUAAUAAAACAUCUAUGUUAUCAGUAGGAAAGUCUGCAGGCUUUCAAAAUGAAUGUCUUACUUGUCCAGCAGGAUAUUUUUGUUUAAAUGCAACAGUUAUUCCCAAAAAAUGUGGUUUUGGAAAAUACUCAAAAUCUGGGCAAUCUGUUUGUCAAAUUUGUCCAAAAGGUUAUUUUUGUGAGAGUGAAGCAACCUCUAAUGUUGAUAUGUUUAACAGUAUGCAAUGCCCAGCUGGGAAAUACUGUUCUAGUGGACUUCAAAAAAAGUCUGAUGCAAAAGAUUGUGCAGCUGGAUUUUUUUGCGAGAAAGCUACUACUGAGGAGGUUCCUUGUCCUGUUGGUACAUAUAAUCCAAAUGUAUCUGGUACCUCCAUAAAAUCAUGUUUACCUUGUAUUUCUGGUUUUUAUUGUGAAGAAAAAACUACAAUUCCAGUUAAGAAGUGUGAACCAGGUUAUUAUUGUCCAACAAAUCUUACAGAUGGUGAAAUAGUAAUAGGAUCUUAUAGUUCCCAACAAGAACCAUGUCCUAGUGGAACAUAUACUAAUAUUACUGGAACUAUGACUAAAGAAGAUUGCAAGAAAUGUCCAAAAGGAUUUUUUUGUCCUGAAGGAAGUGAUAUUCCCAAAAUUUGUCCAAAAGGAUAUUAUUGUCCUGAGAGCUCAGGAGUUCCUUUUCCCUGUCCGAUUGGAACAUAUAAUAGUAGAGAAAAUUUGGAGUUUAGAGAAGACUGCACUCCUUGUUCACCCGGAUGGUACUGUGAUGCUCAAGGUUUAUCAACACCUCGUGCACCUUGUGAUCCAGGCUAUAUUUGUAUAUUGGGUGCUUAUAGAAGUACGCCAAAUGAUAAUAAAACUGGUAGUCCGUGUCCUUCAGGUGGGUUUUGUACAUCUGGUCAGUUUAAGAGCGAACCUUGUCCUCCAAGAACAUAUUCAAACACAGCAGGUGCAACCAAUAAUCAAGAUUGUCAAACCUGUGACCCUGGCUAUUAUUGUGAGAAGUCAAGCAGUCCAUCACCUGAUGGACCUUGUAAUCCAGGUUAUUUUUGUUCUAAAGGAGCUAUAUCUCCAAAUGAAACUGAAUCUUUGCCAGGUCACUAUUCACCUCGAGGAUCCUCUGAACAUAAACCGUGUGAUGUUGGAACAUAUCAGCCUUAUAGGGUGCAGAAAAGAUGUUUUCCGUGUAAACCUGGUCAUUUUUGUGACCAAACUCGAAUGAGCACGACUAAUCCCUGUCCUGUUGGUUAUUACUGCCCAGAAGGAAGCGAGAUACCUCAAUUUUGUCCUGCAGGUACUUAUAAUAACUUUACAAGAAAAUCAUCUUUAUCUGAUUGCUUACUCUGUCCACCAGGCAAAUACUGUGAAGCUGCGUCAAGUUCUAUAACAGGAGAUUGUGAAGAGGGAUUCUUUUGUAUUAGGGCAGCAGCUUUUGCUACACCCAUUGAAGGUGUUAAUUGGGGUCGUUUAUGCAGAGCAGGAUUUUAUUGCCCAAAAGGAACUGCAAUCGAAGUACCUUGUCCAGAAGGAACAUAUAGAUCUCUGGAUGGCGGCAAAUCAUUGUCUGAUUGCUCUCAAUGUGAAAAGGGCCAUUUUUGUCAAGGUCUUAAUAACACUAAACCUACCGGAAGUUGUAAACCAGGGUAUUGGUGCAACUUAGGUGUAACCUCAUCUACUCCAAGCAAUUCAUUAAAUGGUGGGCUUUGUCCUGCUGGAAGGUAUUGCCCUGGAAAAACUUCAGUUCCUGAACUUUGUGACGAUGGGUUCUAUGCUAAAGGCAAUGGUGCAAGCUCUUGCUCUGUCUGCCCAGCUGGUUUUGAAUGCAUUGGAAGUCCUCUUUUACCUCAACCUUGUCCUAAAGGCUACUAUUGCUUAGAAGGUAAUAGUUCUUUGACUGCUCGUGGAAAACGUUUAACUUGCCCUAUAGGGACAUAUGGGGCCUCUUUAUAUUUAAAAAAACCUGAAGACUGUUCACUUUGCCCACCUGGAAAAUACUGUGAUGGAACUAUAGUUGGAAAUUACACUGGGCUUUGUAAUGCUGGAUAUUGGUGCCAAGAAGGAGCUAAAAGUGCAAAUCCUAGCAGUUUAGAAUGCACAAAUGAAAACUGUCAAUUUGGUCCAUGUCCAAAAGGUGGGUAUUUUUGCCCUCAAGGGUCAUCAUCAUUUUAUCCUUGUCCUCCUGGUCAUUAUGUUCCUAAAGAUGAUUGUAUGUUAAAAUCAGUGAAGCAGUGCACAAAAUGUACUGCUGGUCAUUAUUGCAGUUUUGGAAAUCAAAACAGUCCAACUGGAUUAUGUUCUCCAGGAUAUUUUUGUUUAGAAGGUUCUUAUGAAAGUAAACCUAGAAAUGUUUCUUAUGGUGGGAUAUGCCCCCCAGGUACAUUUUGUAAAGAAGGUUCAAACAGAACAGAAUUCUGCUUACCAGGAACUUACAAUGACAAAGAAGGAAGUUCAAAUUGUUUAGGUUGUCCUCCAGGAUUUUAUUGCCCAUUUGGAAGCAAGUUACCAUUGGAUUGUCCCAGAGGGUAUUGGUGUGAAGAAAAUUCUACUUUAGAAUCCAUAAUUGCUUGCCCAGCUGGUACAUUCAAUAAUCUGACUCAAAGAUCUUUAAAGCAGCAUUGUAUUAAUUGUACAUCUGGUCAUUAUUGUGAUUCUCCAGGUUUAGUAAAUGUUUCUGGAGAAUGUGAGGCAGGUUAUUUCUGCUUAUUAGGCUCUGUUAGUGCAAAACCUUUCAUUACAUCUCAUGGUGGCAAAUGUCCUAUUGGGUCAUAUUGUCCUAAAGGUUCCUCAGUUCCAAGGUUAUGUGACAAAGGAAUGUUCUGUCCCAAUGAAGGUCUUAAGGAACCAUUUGGAAAUUGCUCAUCAGGAUAUUAUUGUUUACUUGGAGCUAGUACAUCGCAACCAAAUGAUAACAUUAAAGGAGGAAUUUGCCCAAAAGGAGCCUACUGUCCUUCUGGUUCUCACAUUCCUAUACUUUGUCCUCCAGGAACAUAUUUGAACACAGUUAAAAAUAAAGCAAUUACAGAUUGCAUCAGUUGUUCUGCUGGUUUUUAUUGUAGUGGUUAUGGAAAUCUGUAUCCAACUGGUUCUUGUAAUCCUGGUUAUUAUUGUCCAGAGGGCCAAGAAACGCCUAUUCCUGUAGCCUUUCAGUGUGGUGCUGGUUUUUAUUGCGGACUUGGCUCUAAAAAUCAAGUACCUUGUCCAUCUGGUUUUUAUCAAGAUAAAAUUAUGCAAGCAGUUUGCAAGACUUGCCCAGCCAAAUACUUUUGCAAUGCUAAUAAUGGCUCUGUUAUUAAUUUCUACAGUUUUAUAUGCCCCAAAGGAAUGUUUUGCCCAAGUGGUACUAGGUAUAAAGAUGAGUUUAAAUGUCCAAAAGGUACAUAUAGUAAUUCUACUGGAUUAGAAAGGGCCGAUCAAUGCACUCCAUGUCCUGCUAGGUUUUAUUGUGGCAAUGAGGGACAAAUUGAUUUUUCAACAAAGUGCAAUGCAGGAUACUUUUGUCGCAAAGGAGCUAAAGUUGCAGAUCCUGAUGGUGUUAGAGAUGGUGUUGAGUUUCUUGAUACACUGUUUUUUAACUACUCUAAUUUAAACUAUGGUCACUGUCCAAAAGGAUAUUAUUGUCCUUAUGGAACAGAUGAGCCUUUACCAUGUUUAAUUGGCACUUAUAACAAUCAAACACAUUCAAAAUCUAUAAAUGAUUGUAAACCAUGUCCAGAAGGAAUGUAUUGUUCUAUAAUGAGAGCAAGUGAGCCGACUGGGUUUUGCUGGGCUGGAUUUUAUUGCACAGGAAAUUCCACAAUUCCAAAUCAAUUUCCAUGUCCAAUGGGAAUGUAUUGCGAAUCUGGAACUCAUAUACCCAUUGCAUGUCCAAGGGGAACAUUUAGAAAUAUUACCCAUGGAACAAAGAAAACAGACUGUUUUAAUUGUACUGGUGGAAAGUAUUGUAAAGAGCUAGGCCAAAUAAAUCCAACCGGAGAUUGUAACCCUGGUUAUUAUUGUCCUCCUGGACAAUCUGAUCCUGAGCCAAUUGAAUACAGUUGUAAGUAUGGGCAUUUUUGUCCCGGUAGCACAUCAGAUCAAAUUCCAUGUCCUUCUAAUCAAAUGGCAAAUAGAACAAAUGCAAUUAAGUGUGACUCUUGUCCGAGUGGCUCAUAUUGCUUUCAAGCAGGAACUGGUAUACCUUGUUCAAAAGGAUUUUAUUGUCCUACAGGCACUGGAGUUGAUCUAAAACCAUGUCCUAGAGGUACUAUUGGAGUUGAAGAAGGCUAUAAGGAUGUAUCUGAAUGCCAACCUUGUCCAAGUGGAAAGUACUGUCAAUUUCAAAAUGCAUCAACAUUCACUGGAAAUUGUUACCCAGGGUAUUGGUGUAAGUAUGGCAUAGAUAGGCCAAAACCAAUUGGGACUUUUUUAAAGAAUAUUGUUUUACUUAAUUCAACCUGCUAUGAUGAUAAAGAAACAGGGUAUGGUGGAAUUUGCCCAAUUGGUCAUUUUUGUCCAGAAGGAUCUCAAGUUCCACUUGGCUGUAAAAUAGGAACCUAUGCUCCAAUUGCAGGGUUAUCAAGUUGUUAUCCAUGCAUGAAUGGCUUUUAUUGUCCUCUGGUUAACAUGACAAAUUACGAUACUUAUAUUUGUCCGAGAGGCCAUUUUUGUCUAAAUGGUACUGGUGCAAUUAGUUUAGACACAGCCUGUCCACUUGGAACUUACUCAAACAAAACUGGUUUAAUAAAUUCUAAUUCAUGUGUUCAGUGUACUGCAGGAAGAUAUUGUGAUCAAAAAGGUUUAAUAGCACCUACUGGUAUGUGUGAUGCAGGUUACUUUUGCCUGAGUGGUGCAAAAUCAUCAAAACCCAUUCAAAACAAAGAUGCAAAUAUUUGUCCACCAGGUUAUUAUUGUCCAAAAGGCACUGUCAAUCCAGUUCCAUGCAAAAAGGGAACAUUUAGUUCAAAGACAGGUUUAAAAGCAUCAUCUGAAUGUGAAAAUUGCAAAGAGGGUUUCUUCUGCGAUCAAGUAGGGCUCAACUCAUCAUAUAGUUUAUGUGAAGAAGGUUUUUAUUGUCCAGCUGGUACAAAGAGUUCACAAGAAUUUCCUUGUCCUGCUGGUUAUUACUGCAGAGCAGGUUCUUCUACACCUACAAGUUGUGAUGCAGGAACUUUCCAACCAAACAUUGGAAGAAUCAAAAAAGAAGAUUGUCAAUAUUGUACACCAGGUUUUUAUUGUGGAGCAGCAGGGCUAAAAAAUGUAAGUGGUAGUUGUUAUUCUGGCUGGUAUUGCCCAAUUGGCAGUUCUUUGCCAUCACAGUAUUUAUGUCCAUCAGGGUUUUAUUGCCCACAAGGGAGUAGUGAGCCUCAACCAUGUUUAAAUGGGUAUUUUACAAACACAACAGGCCAAACAAGUUGUACUUUAUGCCCAAAAGGAUUUUACUGCUAUCCUUUAGCUUGGAAACAGUCAUUGAAUUUUACUCAAGGUUACAAGUUAUGCUCACCAGGGUUUUAUUGCCCUACUGGAGUCAACAUGAUAAAAUGCCCAGCUGGGACAUAUUCCAAUCUAACUGGAUUGACACAAGCUUCUGAAUGUAAACCAUGUGAUCCAGGUUAUUAUUGUUCUGGUAACAUAUUAGUGCAACCAGAUGGACCUUGUGAUGAAGGAUUUUAUUGUACAUUAGGUGCAAGUGUACCACGUCCCUUAGUAAGUUCAUACAAUGUUACAAAUUAUUCAUGUCCUUAUACUUCACUUUUCGGCAAUUCUUUCAAAGGAAUUGGAGAUAUUUGUCCUAAAGGCCAUUUUUGCAAAAAACAGUCAUGGAAGCCUCAACUUUGUGCUGCUGGUACCUUUAAUAGUGAUGUAGGCCAAGGAAAUUGCAGUAUAUGUCCUGCAGGAUAUUUUUGUCCAGAAGGUUCAGUUUCUUACUUGAGAAAUGAAUGUCAAAAAGGUUAUUUCUGUCCAUUGGGCACAAGUCGAGGUGAUGAAUAUCCAUGCCCUGAAGGUACUUAUAAUAACAAACCUAAACAAAAUUCAUCAAAUGCAUGUCUACCUUGCCCUAAAGGAAAGUAUUGUUUAGGAGUUGGAAAUAUUCUUCCAACUGGUGAUUGCAAAGGUGGUUGGUAUUGUAAUUCUGGUUCAGCAUCUUCUACACCUGUUUUGACUGGAGGUCGUUGUCAACCUGGUUUUUAUUGUUCUACUGGAAGUUAUGAACCUGUUCCAUGUGAGCUCGGAACUUUCUGUGACACAUAUGAGUUGAAAAGUCCUUCUGGAAAUUGCUCUGCUGGUUUUUACUGUCCUAAAAUGUCAACAAAUAAAACAUCUUUGUCGUGUCCUUUGGGAAGAUUUUGCUUAGAAGGAGAUAAACACCCAAGAAUAUGUCCACAAGGGUAUUUUAUAAAUGUACAGUAUGCUAAAUCUAUAAAUGACUGUAUACCAUGUACAGCAGGUAAGUAUUGUAGUGAACCCGGAAUACAGACUCCAACUGGCGAUUGUGACCCUGGGUAUUAUUGCCCAACCGGUUCUGUUUCUAAAAAAGAAAAAAUAUGUGACUUUGGUCAUUUUUGUAUCCGAGGAAGCGUAAAACCAGAACCUUGUUCUUCUGGUGAAUACCAAGAUGAACAAGGGCAUAGCUCAUGUAAACUUUGUGUUGAAAGAUUCUUUUGUGAUUCCAAAUAUGGGCCUGUCAUUAAUUACACAGUAUCAAUUUGUCCUCAGGGAUUUUUUUGCCCACCAGGAACAAAAUAUGCUACUGAAUAUCCUUGUGAUGUAGGGACUUUUAAUAAUGUUGUUGGAAGAGCAAGUAAAAGUGAGUGUUUGCCUUGCUUGGGUGGAUUUUAUUGUGGAAGUAAAGGUUUGACUUACCCUACAUCACCUUGUAGUGCUGGAUAUUUCUGUAAAUCUGGUUCAAGGUCAGAUAAACCUAAUGAAGGAUCAAAUGCUAAUAUUUGUCCUUUAGGUUUCUACUGCCCAAUAAAUACUAUAAACCCAAUUCCAUGCCCAACUGGGACUUUAGGUCUUCUAGAAGGUUUAAUUUCAGAAAAUAACUGCAGUACAUGCCCAAGUGGAAAAGCAUGCGACAGACCAGGAGAAUUUAAUGCUAGUUUUUGUGAACCUGGCUACUAUUGUCCAAAUGGAUCUUAUCAUUCAAAGCAAUUACUCUGCCCAAAAGGAAUGUAUUGCCUUGGAGGAGAUGAUAAACCAGAAGACUGUCCUGUUGGAACUUACUCUGUUUUGCCUGGAUUAUCUGACUCUGCUCAAUGUCAGCCAUGCCCAAGAGGUAAAUUUUGUAAUAAAACAGGUUUGGUUCUCUCAAGUGGUUCCUGUACUAAAGGUAGUUUUUGUCCAAUGGGUAGUGGCACUAAGCUCCAAGAUUGUCCAAUUGGAUUGUUUUGUCCUGAAGGAAGUGAAUCUGCUUUGAGUUGCUUGCCAGGAUUUUAUACAAAUACUACUAAACAAUCCUUAUGUAAAGUUUGUCCUGAGAGAUACUACUGUUUGCCAUUUAAUUUAACAUCUGACUUAACUUAUGGUUAUGCAAUAUGUCCACAAGGCUACUAUUGUCCAAGUGGUACUGGUCUUAAUUGGAAGCCAUGUCCUCAAGGAACUUUUAGUAAUAAAACUGGGCUUGCAAGUAUAUUUGAAUGUACUACUUGUGAGGGAGGAAAGUACUGUUCUGAGUUACAUGCAAAUAAAGCUUCAGGUUUGUGUGCAGCUGGUUAUUAUUGCACUCAAGGCGUUGAUUACCCAAAACCACUUGGGAUUUCAUAUAUAAGUAACUGCACCAAGCAACACACAGUUAUUGGUGGAAUAUGUCCAGCUGGAAGUUAUUGUCCUGAAGGUUCUACCUACCCAAUUCCAUGUUCUGAAGGAUCUUAUCAAGACGAAGAAGGCCAAUCUAGCUGUAAAUCGUGUCCUGCAGGAUACUACUGUUUAAAUAAUACAUCAAAUUAUUUAAUAUUUAAAUGUCCUAAAGGACACUUUUGCUCAGUUAAUACAACUUUUCCGUAUCAAAACAAAUGUCCGAUUGGUACUUACAACCCUAUUGAAGCUCAAGUGAGUUUGAAUGCAUGCAAACCAUGUGAUAAAGGGCAGUAUUGUUUAGAUAAAGGAAGUUUCAAAACCACUGGUGUUUGCUCAGCUGGAUAUUACUGUCCAGGUGGCUCAACAAACUCAACAAUGUAUCCAUGUCCAAAAGGUUUCUUUUGUCCUGAAGGCUCAGCUAUACCACUAUUAUGUUCUUCUGGUUACUAUUGUCCUCAAGAAAAAUUGACUAAUCCUAUUCAUAAAUGUGCUGCAGGCUAUUUUUGCAGCUUAGGGGCUAUUGAUGCCAUUCCUGAUAUUUUAAGUGGUGGAGGUUGUCCUGUUGGUCAUUUUUGCCCUGAAGGAUCAACAUUACCAACACCUUGCCCUAUAGGAACAUUUUCAAAUACUACUUUAAACAAGAACAUUGAAAAUUGCACGCAAUGUUUGCCAGGUUAUCAUUGUGGCCAAACAGGUUUAUCUAGUUAUGAUGGUCUUUGUAGUGAAGGUUAUUUCUGUUCUGGAGGUGCAAUAAAUAAUACACAGUUUAUUUGUCCUUUGGGGCACUUUUGCAAGAUUGGAAGUGCAAAGCCUCGGCCAUGUGCAUCAGGAAUGUUUCAAGAUGAGCUUGGACAAAAAGAUUGUAAAUACUGCAAACCAGGUUACUAUUGUGAUGCUACAAUCUCACCAAUCAGCAAUUAUAGUUUGUUUCCUUGUCCGAAAGGAUUUUAUUGCCCUGAAGGGACUUUUUAUUCCACGCAAUAUCCUUGUCCUCUUGGGACUUUUUUGAAUCGAUUGAAUGGUGCAUCUAUGAAGGAAUGCACAUUGUGUACAGGUGGUUUUGCCUGCAAUGUUAUUGGUCUCAGUUAUCCAAUAACACUUUGCUCAGCUGGUUACUUUUGUAUUGAGGGAGCAAUUGAUAGUAAACCAAACCAAGAUAAAGCUAAUAUAUGUCCUCCAGGAUAUUAUUGUCCAGAAGGUUCUGCUCAGCCCACACUAUGUCCUUUUGGUUCUUUUAGAAAUUUAAGUCUUGGAAAGUCUGUUGAUGAUUGUUCAAAAUGUACUGGUGGAAUGUUUUGUAAUGAUACUGGUCUUAUUUCACCAAAUGGGUUUUGUAGGCCUGGGUAUUUUUGCCCAAUCCAGUCAGUUAGUUCAACACAAGUUAAAUGCAUGCCAGGUAAGUAUUGUCUUGAAGGCACAGAAUUUCCUCAAGAUUGUCCUAUUGGAACAGCUUCAUCAAGUAUUGGUUUAGAAAGUUCUUCUCAGUGUGAAUUAUGUCCAAAAGGUUUUUAUUGUAAUUCAACUGGCCAAAUAAAAGCAACUGCACCAUGCUCUGCUGGUUAUUAUUGCCCAAGAGGUAGUACCAAUUCAACAGCAGUAGUUUGUCCUGCAGCAAUGCAUUGUCCUGUUGGAAGUAGUGAGCCAAAAUACUGCAGUGAAGGAUAUUAUUCAAAUUUUACUCAAGCUGAAAAAUGUCUCAAAUGUCCAUCAGGAUUUUAUUGUGUAAAUGAUUUUGUUAUUCAAGGAGAUGCAUCUUCUGGCAUUCAUAUAUGCCCACAAGGUUACUUUUGCCCUACUGGAACUGGAAAAAAUUUUAUUCGUUGUCCUAUUGGUUCAUAUAGCAAUCGAACAGGAUUAUUUAAAGAAGAAGAGUGUACAUCUUGUGAUGCAGGAAUGUUUUGUGAUGGUACUGCUUUGACAUUUCCUUCUGGAGAAUGUGAUAAAGGUUAUUUUUGUAUAUCCGGCAUCAGCACUAGAAGACCACAAAUAAUAAUUAAUAGGAACUGCUCUGUGCAUUUUUCUGUUUUCAGUGUUGGGGGAAUAUGUCCAGCAGGUUAUUAUUGUCCUCCUGGGUCUAGUCAUUUUAAAGCAUGCUUACCUGGUACUUACAGUAUCCAAGGAUCUGGAAGCUGUUACAUAUGUCCACCUGGCUAUUUUUGUUUAAACCAAACAUCAAAUUAUAUUGAAAACAUUUGCCCACAAGGUCAUUACUGUCCUCCAGGAACAAAAUAUGGCACUGAAUAUCCUUGUGAACCUGGAACUUUUAAUCCGUUAACAGGUGCAAGUAACAAUUUAUCGUGCAUACCAUGUCCACAAGGAUUUUACUGUGAGGGAUAUGGAAACAAAGUUGUGUCUGGUAAAUGUUACGGUGGAUAUUACUGUCCUGGAAGAAGCAAAUCACCAAUUCCUUCAAGUUAUAAGUGCAAACUAGGAUAUUUUUGUCCAAAUGGUUCAUCAGAAAUGACAAGAUGCAGUGGUGGGAACUACUGCUCAACAUCUGGAUUACUUAAGCCUACAGGUCAAUGUGCCCCAGGAUAUUAUUGCAAUAUAGCAUCUACUCGACCAGAUGAAAGAGUUUGUCCCAAGGGAUUUUAUUGUAACAUAGGCACAGAAAUACCAUAUGCCUGUCCAAAAGGUACAUAUUCACUCUUUGAACAAGGAGAAAAUCAAUCAGUUUGUAUUUCUUGUACAGCUGGGCGAUUUUGCAAUAAUACAGCUAUGACUUCACCUGGCUCAUUAUGUGCUGCUGGCUAUUUUUGCCCAUUAGGGCAAUUUGAAGAAAAACCUUAUUCUUAUAUAUGUCCAAAAGGUUUUAAAUGUGUCGGUGGUAGCAUUGUUCCUGAAAAGUGUGAAAAUGGAACCUACCAAAAUGAAUUUGGUCAAGUUAAAUGUAAACCUUGUUUAAAGGGUUAUGAUUGUUAUAAUUUUUAUAAUUUUACUGAAACUUUAUGUCCGAGAGGAUUUUAUUGUCCUGAAAAGACAGCUUACUCAGAAAUCUUUGGAUGUCCAACUGGUACUUGGUCAAAUCGUACUGGUCUUAAUGAUUCUAUAGAGUGUGAUCCUUGUCCUCCUAAAUAUUUCUGCAAUAAGAUUGGUUUAACUUCUCCAGAAGGUUUAUGCGAAAAAGGCUUUUUUUGCAAUGGUAGUGCUACAAAUCCGAAACAACAUGAAUGUCCAAUAGGUUUUUAUUGUACUGAAGGUUCUGAAAAACCUAUACCGUGUCCACCAGGUUCUUUUGGCUUACUUCCUAAGUUAACUAAUGCUAGUGAUUGCAUACCAUGCAAUCCAGGAAAAUGGUGUGACUUGGUUGAAAAUGUUUUUAUUGAAAAAAACUGUUCUGGUGGUUUUGUUUGUGUAUCUGGAUCAGCAAGUCCUAAGCCAAUAAAUAGUUCUCAUGGAUAUAUAUGCCCUAUUGGUCAUUACUGCAUUGAAGGAGGUUUAAAACCUAUUUUAUGUGAUGUAGGUUUUUAUGCUCCAAUUCAAGGACUAAAUUUUUGUUUUAAUUGCCCUGCAGGUUUUACUUGUCCUAGUAAAGGAUUAUCUGAACCCUUAAGUUGUCCUUCAGGAUUUUAUUGUUUAGAGAACACUAUCAAUUGCACAGGUAUAGCUUGUCAUGAAGGUUCCUACAAUCCUUUUAUGAAUAAGACAAGUGUUAAGGAUUGUUUGCCAUGUCCUUCUGGAUAUUUUUGCAAUAACACUGGACUUUCUGGUCCAUCUGGUGAGUGUGAUGCAGGUUUUCUUUGUUUAAAUGGUUCUACCAUACCUAAUCCUUUGUCUGGUUUAUGCCCUAUAGCUAGUUAUUGUGAAAAAGGAGCAACUUUUGCUAAAUUAUGCCCACCUGGAACUCUUGGUAAAAAGGAUUUGUAUGGGGCAAAAUCAAUUUCUGAUUGUGUCCCAUGUGAACCUGGAAUGUAUUGUGAAAGCCCAGGCUUGUUAAUUCCAACAGGACCUUGUGAAAAAGGUUUUUUUUGUCCACCAUAUGCAAAAGUAAGUAUUAAAAAUCCUCAACAUUAUAAGUGUCCAAAAGGUUUUUACUGCCUAGAAGGAUCAUCGCAACCAUCACCAUGCCCACCUGGUACCUAUCAGCCAUCAGAAAAUGAAUGGAAAUGUUUUGAUUGCAUUGCUGGAUAUUAUUGUCCAGAAAAUACAUCUCAACCUUUAAUAUGCCCACCAAAUCACUACUGUGUUUUUAAUACCUCUGUUCCUUCACUUUGUCCUGAUGGCACAUUUACAAGCAGUAGUGUUACAGGGUUAACUAAUCCAGAAUCUUGCAACCCAUGUCCUCCAGGUAAAUAUUGUAUGAAUGGAACUUUAAACUCAUGCGAUGGUGGUUAUGUCUGUAUUACUGGCAGCAAAGUUCCUAAUCCUACUGAUGGAAUUCAAGGUAUUGAAUGUCCCCAAGGUUAUUUUUGUCCACCUCAAUCAUUAGAUAAAAUUCCCUGCACAAAUGGAUUGGUAAUUUACCAAAAAGGUCGAUCAAAUUCUAGUGAAUGUCAACCUUGUCCAAAAGGUUACAUUUGUACUGGUGGAAGUACUAUUCCUGUUGCUUGUGAUAAAGGAUAUUAUUGUCCAGAUAUUCUUACAAGAAAACCAUGUGAAAAAGGAUUGUACAAUAGUGAAAUAGGAGCAUUUAAUAUUUCAUCUUGUCUUGAUUGCCCAGCUGGAUUUUGGUGCAGAAUUGAAGGUACUGCUAACUAUGAACAGAAUCUUUGCCCUGUCGGACAUUAUUGCUCCUCAGCUACUGUAUCUCCAAAACCUUGCCUACCCGGAACAUUUCUAAGUUCAUCUGGUGCUGUUUCUAAAAGUGAUUGUGUUAAUUGUCCACCAGGGCAUUAUUGUCCUACACCAGGAUCUGUAAUUUCAAUACCAUGCACAAAUGGUACUUUUUGUCCUAAUUCUACAGUGCAUCCAACUUUAUGUGAAGCUGGAUUCUAUUGUCCUGGUGCUAAAGAAAAAGUGUCUUGCCCAAGUGGCUUUUAUUGUCCUAUUGCAUCUGAAUCUCCAAUUCCUUGUCCACAAGGGCAUUACUGUCCUAGUGAAGAUGAAUGUUUAACAAAAGCUCCUGGCUCAAUAGAACCACUGUUUUGCCCUUUGGGAUACCAUGAAAAAGUGAGUGCACUUAGAAAAAGUUUCAAUGAUACAUGCCAAAAGUGUCCGCCAGGAACAUAUGGCAAUGGAAUUAAUUGUAUCAUUUGUAAACCUGGUAUAAUAUGCUUAGAAGGUUCAAUAAGUGAUGACCCUAAUUUGGUAAAAAAUAUAUCAGAUAAAACUUAUCGCUGUCCACCUGGCUACUAUUGUCAAGCUGGUGAUAAAAUACCUCGCCCAUGUCCAAAAGGCACCUUUAAUGAGUAUGAGUUAGGAACCAGCAUCUCAAAUUGCACUUUAUGUCCUCUUCAUCAUUAUAAUGACCUUCUUGCUCAGAAUAGAUGUAGAUCUUGUGGUAGUGUUGCAAAGCAACCUUUUAAAGGAAAAGAAAAAUGCUUGUGUGAGGGAUUACACCGAGUUUUUAUUGAAAGUGAUCAAACAUGUGUUUGCGAAAAUGGUUAUGAGACAGAAGGAAAUGGUUUGGAUUGCUUAAAAAAACUUUAUGAUAUUUGUGAAGAAGGAGAAUGGAGAAACCAAGAUGGAAAGUGUUUGGAUGAAAAAAGCUGGAAUAAAUAUUGUAGUAAUUUAUGUAAAGAAAAGUUUGUUGGAUUGAAUAGAGAGCUUGGAUUAUGUUUGUGUAAAGUUGAUGACCUAGAGACAAUAUGUAAUCAAGAAUGUCGGAUUGCACAACAUAAUAGGCUACAAUACGUUUGUACGCAUCCAAUCAAGAUAAGAAUCAAUUUUGAAAACAAAACCAAUUAUGAAGUGCAGCAAGAAAAAUUUUUGCAUGCUCCAAAUUUUAAAUCAGUUUUUUCAACUGAUAAAUGUUUUUCACUUGAUGGUAGUGUUCAUUCUAUACCUUUUAUAAGAUCUGGUAGUUCAGGUUUUCUUGGAGUUUAUAACCCUCCAGCAGAGUUCUUGAAGCAAGCAUUUGAUAAAUCAACAUAUAUUCGAAAGCCCAGAUCUAUUUCAGAACCUAAUUUGAUUGGUAUAAAUAAUCCAGUAGUGUGUAUUCAUCUCAAUGAUGUAAUCAUUUUUGGUGUGUCUGAAAAGUACUUUCCACAAUAUGACGAGAUCAAUUUGUUUAACACAAAUCCAAGUUUUGAUUAUGUUGCUUUUAAAAAUUUAGCCCAGCAGCUUCAGCAUUCAGAUAGCAUACCAAGUGUUUUUGCAUUCCGAUUUCAAACUGAAGGUGUUUAUGUUUUUAAGAUGAGUUCUUCAAAUGAUCACAAAAUGUAUAUCAGAGUGAUGGGUGUUGGAUCACAGUGUGUUGAGGAUGGCCCAUUUUUUCCAUCCACUCCUCGAAGUAUCAUUCAAAAUGGAAUUGCAUUUGAUAGUAUGAUCUUAAUAAAACCGAAUUGGCUUGUUAUAGGCUUGUUGUUAAGUGGUGGCUUACUUUUAGUGUUCAUAUUUGUAUUAGCGCUGUUUCUUUUUAAAACAUACGGUUGGAAAAAGAUUCUUUAUCUUGACUCAAAAAAUAGACAAAAAGCAUUAGUUUAUAACUUCGAUAGUUAUUCAUCUAAAGGGGCUGCUAUAAAUGCUCAAAAAAAGUAUAAUAAUGCAUUGGAUAGUUUUCAGUUCAACAUGUCAGAUAAUACAGCAAAAGUAGAAUCAAUAGAAUCCUCUAAAAAUGAUGUUUACUGGGAUUACGAUCAUCAGAUUGAUUUGGAUAUGUUUAAUACAAAAAAAUAUUACGCAACAUUGGCAAAUCAGACUUGUGAAGUAACUGCUGAGCUUGCAAAACAGAAAAAUCAGGUCAAACAGUUAUAUGGUAUGUUUUGUAACCAAACUAAUUCUCUGAAGCAAAUGUGGGCUAAUAAAAUGAAUGUCAAUGUUAGUGAUAUCUUAUCAACAUCAUCAGAUUUAGAGUCUUAUGAGUUUCUAAGGCAACAGCUGGAAGAUGAAUUAAAACGUCGAAAAGAUCUUGGUUCUAAGUAUCAUAAUGUUUUAAAAAAACAAGAUGACAUUUUGAAGCAAGAAGAAGCUGCUCGUGAAAGACAUCAGGUUUUAUUUAUGUGUGCUAUCAAUGAAAUUCAACGUUUAUUAAAUGAGUGGCAUAAUCGAAAAGAAGAUUCUGAUGAUCAAGAUCUUUACAAACAACUAAAAAGUCACAUCGACAUUGUAACUGCCAAUCUUAGUACUGAUAUAUCUAUUGAAGCUACGAGAAGAGGUGCAUUUGGUAUAGUAUCUCAAAAUAUGGGUGCGAUUAUUCUAGAUUGGGUGGGAAAUGCUGUACAGCGAGAUCAAAUUUUUAACAGUGAUAAUUCAUUUAUUGAGAGCAAUCAAUUAGUGACACUUGAUCAAAAAACUGGUUUGUUAAUACCCAAUCAAAAAAAUGUGAGCAUGCUAUUAGCAGAUGGCAUUACAAGUGUUGAUGUUCCAAAAGGUUUUUUUUUGCAUCCUGUUACGUGGAGGGUUUACCCAAUUGAAGGUAAUGUUUAUUUUGAUCCAGUCUCUAUGCAGUUAGUGUUUACUUCUGACAGUGUAAAUGGAGAAGCAUCAAAUUCAAGUUCUCGACUAAUACCUUAUAUUCCUUACCCAAUAAACCCUGAAACUGGACAGCCAUUUAUCAUUAAACUUCAACCCUUGAUCAAAAAAAGUGAUUUGGUAUACUUAGGUCCUAUGUUUGAUGGAGAAACGGGGCAAACUGUACCAAUAUUAGGAAUUACAAUCCAUCCUGUAACAGGGAAAGCCUAUCCAGUUGGUGGAACACAUAUUGAUCCAUUAACAAAUCUAUUGGUUCCAAUUGAAAUUGGUUCUAUGUUUAUUGACCCUGUUAUGCUAUCUCCAGUUCCUAUAAUUGGAAUCACUUUUAGCAAUAUCACAGGUGAUGUUAUUCCAAUUGGUGGGAUGAGAACUGAUGACCCAUCUAUUCCAGUAUUGCUGUAUGAUAACUUUAUUGACAACCUUUCUCAAAAAGAUGCAAAAGUAACAAGUGCUCGUCUGUUAGACUUUAAUGAUUGGCAUACUGAGCCAUUGAAUGGAGGAGAAAGAGCACUUUUAGAUGUCAAUGAGUUGUAUCAUGAAACACAAGUACUUGAUGUUCUUCAUGCUCUCAACAAACCAGUAUUUAAUAAAUUGACAUUUUAUGAUGAAUUGAAAAGGUUGAAAAUUAUUUUACAAAAUUUAAAGUUAGCAAGAGCAAGAGUUAAAACUAUCUUCAUAAGAGAAAUGUUUGACUUAGCGAGACGCAUUAAACAAACUUCAGUAAUUGCAGAGACAGGUGGCUGUCUUGGAAUGUAUGAGUUUAUGUCAACAGGACAAUAUCUUCCUAUAUUAAUUGGUACAAAAAUGAAGGAUCCUUCAGGCUCUAACCUUGAUGUCCCUAUUUUAGGGGUAGAGAAGAAUAAGGAAACAGGAUAUUGGUUUCCAUUAGGUGGAACCGUUGAAGAUUUUUUAGGUGGAGGUUUAAAACCAAUUAUGUUAGGUGAUCUUGUUGUAGAUAGCGUAACAGGUAACAAUGUUCACUGUGUAGGUGUUAAGUACAAUUUUGAGAAUGGUAUCACUGAACCUUUGUUAUCAAAUAUGGGAAAAACAAUGAAGCAAAAACCCCCUUUGAUUUCACAACAAAUUUUAAAUAAUGAGAUAAAUGCUAGAACAACUUUUUGGAAAGACCAAAUAAAACUUGAGAACGAUAUAUAUCUUUUAGCUAGAAUUAUUCAAAAUAGUGUAAAGAAAAAAGAGCAAACCAUGUCAGCAGAUAAUUCCCUAAAUAAUUUGCUGAAGUUUUGUGAUGACCUGAACAAGAAAAGCUAUCUUGAAUUGCAGCGUCGUUUUAACUCUACCACGGAACAUGCAUCUGCUCUGCCCCCAGAAGUUGUAUCUAUGCUAACUUUAUGUGAUAAUUUUGAACAUCAAAGAGAAGAGUGUGUUCACCUAACCCAUUCUAAACUUUCUGGAGAUAUUAAACUGUUGUUAAGUCAAGAAGAUCAAUUAUCUAGAAAAAUGGACGCAUCAAGUAACAAAGUUGACUUCCAAUUGCAAAACAUUCUCGAUGAAAUGUUUAAACAAAUUGAGUUACUUAGCAAACAACAUGCUUCACUCAAGUAUAUUAGAGAAAAAUCUAAGCUUUGUGCAUUUGAAGCAAAGAAACUUCUUAACAAUGAAGGAUUUAACUCUAGUAUUUCUGAUGUUUUACUAUUUUUGGAUUCGGAAUCGAGUGUUUUUUCUGACAAAUCAAGUUAUGAGGUGUUAACAUUGCUCCAAAAGUUAAUAAAAGUCAUUGGAGACAAUGGACCUCUUUCUCAACACUUUGGAAUUGGUGCUGCAUCUUCUAACCAACUUUCAGCAAUGCAUAUGCCUUUAGAAAGUGUUCCCUUGACUACCGAAUUAUUUAAUGUUAAGGAGUAUGAUGGACAAAGUCCAUCUGCUGUGUUGGUUACUGUUGAUGCACCAGAAGGUUAUGCUGGGGGAUUAAUGGAAGCUGAUGACGAGAGAGGUGGAGUUGAGGGGAAAGCAGUUAUUUAUGAAAACAAUUUGUUUGCUUCAAGUGCAGUACCUUUGAGUUCAGUCAACUCUUCUAAGGAAUUUCUAUCUUGUAUUGAAUUUAAAAAGUUUGAUAUUGAUGGAACUGAUAACUUUAAAAAAAAUUUAGAUUUAAAAAGUGAUGAAAUGAAAAAAGAGAUUGUUAGCGCAUUGAUUGAGAAGCAGUCAUUAGAGUCGGCAAAAAUGGAAGAUCAGCUGCGAACCAAUGAAACAAAAGAAAUUUUUUCAAUUUUAACUGAUAUUGAUAGUAAAGAAAAGGAUGCUGUUCAAGAGAUUCAACAGGAGUUAAAGGGCAAGUUGCAAGGAAUUACUGAUGAAAAAGAACAGCAUAAGAUUGUUGAUGAUUAUGCCAAAAAGAUUCAUAAAGCAACUAGCAUGUUUUCGGAACUUAGAGAACGCCAAUUGAAGGCUGUGACCAAUAAAUUGGCAAAUGAAAGACUAUCAAGCCAAAUUACGUUAUCUAAUAAAUUUCAAAAAGAAGCAGAUGAGCUUGGUAUUGAGCUCCCUCAAAAAACUGUAAAUGAACAACAAGUUAAAGAUGAAAUUAAACAAAUACUAAAAAAUCAAGAAAGUCUCUUCAUUGAUCUUAAAAAAACUUAUGAAGAACAAGAAAGCUUAGAACAAGAAGAACUUGCUGAAAAACAAUAUCAAGAAAUGAAAAAUAGACUAACAAAUAUGGAUUUAAAAAUAACACCAGUAACAGAAAAAGAACUAAAUCGAUUAAAAUUGGAUCAUGAAAAAGGAGUUGCUUUUCGUAAUUCAAUAAAAAAUAAACUUAAGCUAGAAAGGAGUCUGGUGACAAAUAAAUCUGGAGACAAUGGUGUCAAAUCAGAUUUUGAGAUUGCUGCAGUAACCUCUGUUUUAGCUGAGCUUGCAAUACAUGAUGAGUUAGGAAAACAAAGGAAAGUGUUUACCUGGUUGUUAAAUGAAAACCAUCUUUCAGAGGAGGAGAAAAAAGAAUUGGUAAAUCGCUUUUUAGAAGAGCAGCAGAAAAUAAAUAAAAAGUAUGAUGAAUUGAAAGAAAACAAUGCAGCUGCUCUUAAAGCAAAGUUAGAAGCAAGAAGAAAAAUUCGAUGUGAUAAUGAUAAAGAAAAUGCUACAAGAAAAAUACUUCUUGAAAUAUCGAAUAGUGAACCAGUAAAUAGUCAGAAUGUUAACAAUGCAUUAGCUGAUCAUGUUUUGGCACAAGAGGUUUUACAAGCAGAACAAGAAGCAAAACAAGCUGCACUUUUGAUGCAACAUUAUAAGGAAAAAAAGAUGUUAGAAGAAGAAAUUGUAAAUGAGGAAAAGUUAGGAAAGGAUUUUAUUUUCAACCAAAUGAAAGAACAAAAAAAUAAGGCUCUUGAAGAGAAAAAAAAAACAUUUAAUGCUGAAUUAGAGUCCAAGAAGAAAAUGUUGUCAGAAGAACAACUUAAUAUUCUUUUUGAUCAACACAACCAAGAUUGUGAGUUCCUAGAAAGAAAAAUGGACUCAGAGAGAAAUAGACAGUUGGCAACGUUAGCUGAUAAAAUUGCUGAGAAAAAAGAAAAGGGUCUAAAACUACUGGGUCAACGUCAUGAAGCAGAUCUAAAACAGCAUGCUGUAAAUGAAAGAAAGGAGCGUCAAAAGUUAUUUGAUGAUCAGCUUCGUGAAAGCGAGAAUCUUGCAAUAAAAACAGGUAAUUCAGAACAAGGGGAGGAUUCAAUAAUAGCAGCUAUAAAGCAGCGUCAUAUGCGUGAAAGAAUAGAACAGGAAUUGGAAUUUGAAGAUGAAAUAGAAGCUUGUAAAAUUCUUGGUAAUGCGCAGCUUGCUGAAGAUAUUCAAAAUGAAAGAAAUAUGCUUUUGGCUAAGCAAGACAAGGAAUUUAUGGAAAUGAUAACGAAAGCAGGAGCACUUGAUAGUAAUGAUUUAGCACAAAAAAAAAUGGCUCUUAAGUUAAAACACAAAAAGCAACUUGCAGAAUUAGAUAAAAGAAAAGAAAAUGCUAAAGCAAAUUUAGAUGUUAUUCCAUCACUGCAAGUUAAGCAUGCUCAUGCAAGGUUAGAGCUUCGCGAGCGACAACUUAAUGAGUUAUCUGGUUCAUUAAAACAAUUAUCUACUGUAGAUGACAUUAAUAAUAAGUUUGCUGAGCAAGCAGAAAAAGCUGCACUUGCACUUGAGGAGUUUAAACAAAAAACUAUUUUUGAUAUGUCAAAAAAAAUAGAAGAUAUUAAAAGGGAUCGGCUAGAAAAGACAAAUAAACAGAAAAAAGCAAUGGAAGAAGAAGUUCGGAAAUUAGAGAUGCAAAUAGAAAAAGAAAAAGAAGUUGAAACAGUUCGUGAAGCUCAAAAAGAUUAUGAAAUGGAGAUUUUACGAAAGAGAAAGAUUGAUGAAAAAGCAGAAGCUGAACGAUUGGAAAUCCUACAAAUGGAAGUUGAUGAUGAAGAGAAAAAACGUCUUUUAAAAGAGCACGAAGAAAACAUUAGCAAGUUUGAAAUGAAAAUGAAAGAAGAACAAGAUCGCACAAAAAAAAUGCUUAGAAAAAAACUUGAAGAGAGAAGAAAAAAGAAAUUGAGUACAGGAAUGACUAAGAUUCAAGAAGAUUUUGAAGACGAGUCAUAUGAAGCUAUGCAAAAUGAAAAAGAAAAGCUUCUAUUUUUACAAAAAGGUGGCGCAGAAAUGCUGACUUCUGCAGUAAAAUCAUUAGUUGUGCCCACAUUCAUAAAAGAGGAAUUUUCUCAAAGUUCUCCAGAAAUAGCUGAGUUUAAGAAUAGGUCUUUUCCAUCUUCAUCUCCAUCAGAAAUUGCUGAGUUUAAGAAUAAGUCUUCUCCAUCACCAGACAAACAUCAGUGGUUAAAUAUUCUCUUUAAUUCUCCAUUAUUUAAAGAUGUUAAUGAAAUUGAAAACAUUCUUAUGAAAACCCCUACAUUAUCUCUCACAGAAAUAAUGCCAUAUAUUGAUAUAAAGGAUUUUCGUUGGUCCUGCCAAGGAGAACUCGUCAGUCUUGAUAUUAGUGAACUUUCACCUCAUCAAUUAGUUGUGUACCGGUUUGGCGUUUUCGUUUGUCAGCUAUUACAAGAAGCAAUGCAGAUUCCUCCUGUAAUGCUUCUCAUUGCCUCAAGUCUUCCAACAAACAAUUACAUUAAAAACGCAUUUCGUAAUUCUUUUUUCUAUGAACGUGCACGAAAAAUAUUGUUUAUACGUCAGGAGAGAAUGGAAAGUGUUGGAGAUUUUAUAGUGCUCAUCAUGCAUUGUUUGGCACACAUUAAAGUUGAUGAUCUUGUUGACGACGAAAAUGUUUAUUUCCUAAGAGAAUUUUACAAAGCGAUGCGUAUCUGUUAUCAAGAGAUGUUUUAUUCUCGUUCUCGAUCAGUUUCUUCGUUCGAUUUACCUUCUAAUCGAGUAAUUGGAAAUUAUUGGUGUUCUUUUCACACUAAUCUCGUUUGCAGUACUCCGUUUUCUUUAGAUAGAAAAUCUUUUAUAAAUGUAUUUAGCUUACUUAAAAAAUCUUCUGAAAAACAGAGCGCUGUUAAAGAGUUAAUAAACAUAAAAGCUAAAGACGAUGUUGUUCAAGAUUUUUCAGCUAACGGUAUUUUAGAACGUGUUAACAAGCAAAACAGAUUUGUUGACAACGAAAAAUUAAGAGCCUAUUUACAAUCAAUUAAUCCUGAUAACGUUGUAGACAUAUCAGAAACUCAUACAAACAUUAGAUUAAAAGAAAUUGCUGGGAACAAGGAAACUGGAAACAAAGAAACUAAGAUCCGUCGUAGAACAAGACGAAAGACCACUAGUGUUUGUCCUCCACUGAUGUCUCCCGAUGAAAUGAUUCAUUCUCAAAUUGAUGAACUAUACACAAAGAUUGAUCAUUUUAAUACAAGUAUUAUAUCUAUCGUUAAAUCUUCGUCGCGACUAUUAGAAAACUUACAAAGUCUUCAAGCCAGUGCUGCAUCUUCUGAGAUUAUUAAUCGUACACGUAAACAAUGGGAGGAACAAAACCUUCAAAAAGAAAAUAUUUUGAAGAAGCUAAAGUUGUUAGAAGAAGAGGUUUUUCGAAAAGAAAAAGAAUUGAAAAGAAUAUAGUUAAACUCCAUUAUAAAAAGUUAAUUUGACUUGUUUUUAAACUCAUAAAUAAGCUCAAACGUACCUUAAACAAACACAACUAUUUUACAAUAAAACAUAUAAAUUGCCUAUAAAUCUAUUCCCAUUUAUUUUCAUACUUAUAAAUAUCCGUGUAAAUAUUUUAAAGUUUUAUGCAUCAUUUAUAUAUAGUCUCAAAUAUUUAUAGAAUAUGGUUUAAAC